Elaeis guineensis (African oil palm) is the source of this 3006-nucleotide messenger RNA. RefSeq names its product probable LRR receptor-like serine/threonine-protein kinase At4g37250. Lineage: Eukaryota; Viridiplantae; Streptophyta; Magnoliopsida; Arecales; Arecaceae. The record is from RefSeq and is a predicted model, not a curated record. Gene Ontology annotation, biological process: protein phosphorylation. Gene Ontology annotation, molecular function: protein binding; ATP binding; protein kinase activity.
UCCUCACAUGCACUGGUCCCUCUCCUAAAAUGCCAGUUUAAAUUUUUCUCCAUCCUCUCUCGUCCCCUAGCGUGGGUUUUUUUGUGCCACAUCCCUCGUCAAUUUGGUGAACUCUCCUCCACCGAACAAAGGAUUCCCCCUACUCUUCCUCCUCUUUUCUCCUGUUUCCUGUUCCUCUCCUUUCCCUCGACUUCUUAUUCUCCCCUCCAUUGAGACAUGCUUUGCUCCAAGGCUCCAACAUGAGCUCCCUAAACAGUUGUCUCCGUUCCAGAUGGAGGCGUACUGUCUCUCGUAUCACUCUCUUGCUUUGUUGUCUUCCACUCCUACCUUGUCAAAUAGUUGGUCUUAACUCGGAUGGAGUGUUGCUGCUGUCCUUCAAGUACUCCACCCUCAGCGACCCCCUCUCGGUGCUCGGUGACUGGAACUAUGCCGACUCCACUCCCUGCUCCUGGAAUGGGGUCAUGUGCAUGGGCUUCCCAUCCACUAAUUCCACUACUUUCACAUGGAACAGUAGUAGUAGUAGUAGUAGUACCGACAUUAGCAUACCGGCUACUUCCACUUCUAGAGUCAUUGGGUUGGUCCUCCCUGAUGCCCAGUUACUGGGCUCCAUCCCUUCGGACCUUGGCCUCAUCGAGCACCUCCGCCACCUCGACCUCUCCGGAAACUUCCUCAACGGCACCCUCCCCGCCACCCUCUUCAACGCCUCCGACCUCCGCAUCCUCUCGCUUUCCAACAACGAGAUCUCCGGCGAGCUGCCCGAGAUCGUCGGCGAGAUGAAAAGCCUCCAGUCCCUAAAUCUUUCUGGCAACGCCUUGGUCGGCAGAGUUCCAACCAAUCUGACGCUGCUUCCCAACCUCACCACGGUCUCUCUUGCUAAUAAUUACCUCUCCGGCGAACUCCCCGGCGGAGGUUUCCAGCAGCUUGAGAUCCUCGAUCUGAGCUCCAAUCUUCUAAAUGGAUCCCUGCCGCUGGAUCUCGGUGUAAAAAGCCUCCGGUAUUUGAAUUUGUCCUCCAACCGGCUCGCCGGCGGGAUCCCGCCGGAACUUGCAGCGAGAAUUCCGGCCAAUGCCUUGAUAGAUCUCUCCUUUAAUAAUCUCACCGGAGAGAUUCCACAGUCUGGAGCUUUCCUCGCGCAGAAGCCGAUGGCUUUCGCCGGCAACUCGGAUCUCUGUGGAAAGCCUCUGAAGAACAUGUGCACGAUCCCUUCCAGCCUCUCCAAUUCUCCCCCUAAUGACUCCACUGCAACUCCGCCGCGGCCGAAGUCUCCUCCAGCCCUCGCGGCGAUACCCGAGAUCCCGGAUAGGAAUUCGUCGCCAGCGUCUGCCGCGGGCGGCGGAGGGCAGAGAGGUCUUAAGCCAGCAGCGGUCGUGGCGAUCGCCGUCGGAGAUAUCACGGGGAUUGUCCUUCUAGUUAUAGUGUUUUUGUAUGUGUUUCAAGUAAAGAACAAGAAUAGAGAGCUCCAGCAGCAGCAUCACCACCAGAAGAACAAAGGAGAUAGAGGGAUCGGCCUGGAGAGGAUGGAGAGAGGAGGGAGGAAUGAAAGGCCGCCAUCAGCAUCCCCUGAAUCCAGAGGACUCGGUGCCUUGUCUUGGUGUUUAAGAAAGAAGGGCGGGGACAGCGAUGACACCGAAGAGGCCUCGGAAACCUCGGCCUCCUCUGAAACAGGAGGAGGAGAGGAGGAGCAGCACAAGAGAGGAAAGCAGGAUGGCAAAACCCAAGCACAGCAGAACCAGCAGCGUGAUGAUACUCUCGUCACGGUUGAUGGACCCGAGCUGGAUCUGGAGACUCUGCUGAAAGCCUCCGCUUACAUACUGGGAGCCACUGGAUCCAGUAUCGUCUACAAGGCGGUGCUCGCCGACGGGACCGCCUUGGCCGUCCGCCGGAUGGGGGAGAGCAGCAGCAUUGACAAGUUCAAGGAUUUCGAUGCCCAGGUCCGUAGCAUCGCCAAAUUCCGUCACCCCAAUCUCCUCCGCAUCCGGGGAUUCUACUGGGGCGCUGAGGAGAAGCUCCUCAUCCAUGACUACGCCCCCAACGGCAGCCUCGCCAACAUCUCUUUUAGCAAGAAGCUGGGCUCGUCGCCUCUUCGUCUGAACUGGAAUGCUCGGCUGAGGAUAGCGAGAGGCGUGGCGAGGGGACUCGCAUACCUCCAUGAGAAGAAGUGUGUUCAUGGCAAUGUCAAACCAAGCAACAUUCUUUUGGGCGCGGAUAUGGAGCCGGUGAUCGGAGAUUUCGGGCUGGAGCGGCUCAUGCCGGGCGACGGCAGCUACGGACCAGGAGCAUCAGCCAGGCAAUUUGGAAGCAAGCGGUCGGUGCUGUCCACAAGCAGCCUACCAGACUUGUCGGCCGCCGCCGGAGCCAGCCCCUGUGGCUGCUCCUCCACUUCAGCAUUUGCUCCUCCUCCAUAUCAGUCGCCGGAGUCGCUGAAGAACCUGAAGCCCAAUGUCAAGUGGGAUGUCUACUCUUUUGGGAUGGUAUUGCUGGAGUUGAUUGCUGGGAGGGUGUUUCCAGAGGUGGAGCUCUGCCAAUGGAAUGCUGGAUUUGUGGUGGAGGAGAGGAACAAAAUUCGAAGGAUGGCGGACCCGGCGCUGAGAGGCGAGGUGGGGGGAAAAGAAGAAGCUCUGCUGACCUGCUUCAAGUUGGGCUUUGCAUGUUGUUCCAGUGCUCCUCAGAGGCGGCCUUCGAUGAAGGAUGCAGUCCUGAUGUUGGAAAAGGUAGCGGCCACCUCUUCCUCUUCUUGGUCUUCGCAGUAGCAGUUAAUAAUGUCAUCCAAAUUACGAUGGAUAUUGGUAUUCUACUGUGGAACCAACUAAUUGAGUGUUGCCGUUAACAAGUCAUUGUAACACUAACUGAUUUGGUUUAUGUUUCUUUCGUGAUGUGAUUUCAAGUGAAUUUUCUUUUUUCGUUCCUGCUCUUGUGGAGUUGUUUGCGAUCACCAGCCUUCAGAAUUUGCUACCGAUUAUGGAUGUUUUGACAAGCUAGUGAUCUCUGGGUUCAGUCUUUGUAAUA